Messenger RNA from Caenorhabditis remanei, 924 nucleotides. RefSeq lists its product as uncharacterized. Lineage: Eukaryota; Metazoa; Nematoda; Chromadorea; Rhabditida; Rhabditidae. The transcript is spliced from 8 exons. The record is from RefSeq and is a predicted model, not a curated record. The coding region runs from base 1 to 924 and encodes 307 amino acids.
AUGUCACCAUAUUUUUCGCGCCUCAAGCAAGUUUAUAUGGGAAUAAUUCCAAUUUAUCCAUUAGGAUAUAUUAUGGUACACGGAUUCCGAGGUGAUCAAAUCUGGGCAAAACCAUAUUUGGAUAGAAGUUCAAUGGAACCAAGUGAGCACUUGAAAGAACUCGUUGAAUACGAAAUCGAUAAAAUGGAUCGACUGAGGAAGGCAAAAUUCCAAGUCGUGUUAACUGAUGAAAUGGAGCCGAAAGUAUACGGUGGAUUGUUCCUGAGCAGUGGAGCUGAACUACAGUUUCCAUUGAGAAUGACAUUAGAUGAUGUCGAAACUGCAAGACGAAUUGGAGCCAAUUUAGAAGUUGAUUUGGGCUUGAGCAAACAUCGUCGAAAAGUGGAAGUCAACAGUGAGACUGGUGAUGAGUUGAUUGCUCGCAUGAUGCUUUCUGAUGCUGCCAAGCAAUUCAUUGUACAAAGACAACUUCAGAUUGCGAAUAGUGGUGAAUACUUUUGUGCGCCUAUUCUUGCUUGGAUAGGAUUCUCUACGAUGGGAUAUGGAGUGUUAAAUGCUGUUGCCAUAAUGGCAGGUCCGUAUAUUGCAACUGCAGCAGCACUUGGCUUCACAUUAACCACAUUUUCUCAGUUCUCGCGCUAUUUUGAAGGUUAUAAGACUACAAAAGCUGAUGAAGAUACUAUAAAAAGGGGAGAUGAAUAUUUAAUUGGGGCAAUUGACUAUUUUGAGUCUACAAUGAAGCUGAAUCGAUUAUAUAGAAGGGUUCUUGGCGAAGAAGGCGAGAAACGGAUCGCAAGAAAUGGAGACGACGAGGAGGACACUGUGAAACUAUCUUCACGACUUCGAGAAGUUAGAAAACUCAAGAAACAAAUGAAUCAAGAAGAGAAGUUACUCAAUGAACAAGAAGAAAACAAAGAACAUUAA